GAGGCCAGAGCGCGCGCAGACUCUGCGCCCGCCCCGGGAGCGCCCGAAGAAGCCCGGACGUCGAGGACGACGUGAAGUAGCAGCGAACCCGCGACAUGCGCCGGGGCGCGCCGCCGGUGGCUCGAGCCGAACCGGGCUGAGCCGGGCACGAAACGCAACAGGCGGUCAGCGGCACGUCACCACUCUUCCUCAUUCCUUCCAACACUUGGACCGUGUUUUGUGACUUUCGCCUGCCUCUUUCCACUCCUCCCAAACACCCCGCCGGCGGUACUUUCGGUGAGCUUUCUCUUCGUGGAACUGUGGUGGCGGCAACGAGGAACGUCAGCUGGAUUCGCAAGUCAACGCGAGUUUGGGACCCUCGGAGCGACCGAACUCUGCCGGGUUGGUGGACUCGGGACUGGACUGUGUUGUGCAGUGCGCUGGGAAACGGAACGGACGGUGACGUGAUGACAACUAUGACGACGAUGCGACGGUGUCCGAAGAGGAGGCGACCGGUCGCCCUGGUGGGAUUCGCCGUCAUCAUGUGUGCUUGUCGUUGUUGCUGCUUGGAUGAAGCGACCGACUCUGGACCCGAUGAUAUGGAGGCCGGAUCGAGCUGCCCGCCUGGACAAGUACCGUGCGGAAACAGCUCCUCGGAGUGCCUUCCGAGGCGGCUUCACUGCGAUGGUUUUCCAGACUGCAGAGAAGGCGAAGACGAAAAGGACUGCACUGACCUGCACGGAGGCCUCUCAGCGGUUCUAGGCGUCCUGUUCAACUGGAGUACGCACAAUGUCAGUAGAACACAGGACUCGUCCCCUCGGUUCUCCUGUAAUCGCACAGAUGUACCAAAGGCUUGUUACUGUGAUCUCCACUCAAAGAGCAGAGUGUUCUGCCUCAAUUCGAACCUCACCCAAGUCCCAAGGGCGAUUCCUGACGUGACCCGUCUUACGUUUACAAACAACACCAUGGGAAUUCUACCUCCUAACGCAUUCUACGGCUACAUGAAUUUAACGAGCCUGAUGAUUGUGAACUCUAUUACUGGUAUACAACCUGGAGCGUUUCAUGGGCUUGACAUGCUACGAAUCAUGACGAUUGAAAACAAUAACAUUUCUCGAAUAGACACGAAUUCUUUUGGCGGCCUCUACAACUUAGUCUGGCUGACGCUAAAGUACAACCGCCUCGAAGCGCUCGACAUUGACGUGUUCGAAGACCUGCGUUCGCUCGAGAUUCUCAACAUGGAAGGAAAUGGACUGAAGAGGAUAGCUAAACCUUUUCCAGAGCUGGCAUAUCUCACGUGGCUAGAUCUGAAGAGAAACCAGAUUGAGGUGAUACACGCCGACACAUUUGAGAAUCUUCUCAACCUGGAAGCUCUAAUAUUGCGUGAAAACCAUUUGAUGGAUGUUCAUGAAGAGGCGUUUCGGUAUAACACGAAGAUGCUGGAAAUAGACCUCGCAGUCAAUUUCUUAACGUUCGUACGUCCUGGUUUGUUCCAUGGCCUCCGCAACCUUAAGAAGAUUGACCUGUCAGCCAACGCCAUCAAGACUCUACCAGUCACACUAUUCCACAAUCUUCGAAGCCUCAACUCACUGAAUCUAUCCGGCGUGGAAAUUAACAACAUCGAGAUCCGACAUUUCCGGCACUUGCCAAAGCUGGAGUUCAUUUACUUCAAGAAGUUCCAGUACUGCAGUUACGCGCCGUACGUGCGCAUCUGCGCGCCCAAGACGGACGGUCUCUCGUCCACGGAGCACCUGCUGGUGUGGCCCGUGCUUCGGCUGUCCGUCUGGGUGGUCGCCCUGACCACGUGCGCCGGCAACAGCGUCGUGCUCGCGUGGCGCCUGCUCUCCAAGAAGGAGGACCGCGUGCUCUCGCUCUUCAUCCGGAACCUGUCCGUGGCCGACUUCCUCAUGGGCGUCUACCUCGUCACCGUGGGCUCGCUCGACGUAGCGUUCCGCGACGAGUACAACAAGCACGCCCACCAGUGGAUGUCCUCCUGGCACUGCACCCUGUGCGGACUCCUCGCCAUGGUCUCCUGCGAGGUGUCCGUCCUCAUCCUCUCCCUAAUCACGGUCGAGCGCUACCGCUGCAUCAAGACGAACGUGCGCGCCGUGACGGUGACAGCGGCGCGCUACUGCUUGGCGAUCGUCUGGCUGCUGGGUUUGGGGUUGGCCGUGUUCCCCGUGGUCAAGUGGCCGCAGCAGCGCGCCUUCUACUCCAGCAACGGCCUCUGCUUUCCCCUCCACAUAGAUGACCCCUUCAUGCUCGGGUGGGAGUACUCGGCCUUCGUCUUCCUAGGCGUCAACUUCUUCGCCAUGGUGCUUAUCAUGGGUCUAUACCUGUCAAUGUUCACGAUCAUCCGAGAAGACAGACAGCGCGCACGUCCGGUCACCUUGAAGAAGCAGGAGGACGUGGUGCUCGCGCUGCGAUUUUUCUUCAUUGUGCUCACCGACUGCCUCUGCUGGAUUCCCAUCGUCAUCAUAAAGAUUCUGGCCCUCUGCGAAGUGCGUAUCUCGGAGAACGUGUACGCAUGGGUCGUGGUGUUCAUCCUGCCAAUCAACAGUGCUCUGAACCCGGUCAUCUACACGCUUGCAGCGCCGACGGAACUGAGGCGUCGCAUCCAGAAGUUCUCCCAGCGCAUCCUCAAAUGCCACAAGCAAAUCGAGUGCAUGUUGACCAGUAACAGGACUCCGCGAUCGUCAGUGGCCACUCAGAGCCUGACCGGCACAGACAUAGCCUCCGCGUCGACGGAUUGUACAUCUGCUGCUGGCUCGUACCACCCAAUGGCCCGCCAGUCGAUCGCCGCCAUCCACGAGCUUUCCGAGUCUUCCGAAGCCGACGACACAAUUCUCUGAAGCGUUUCGACUGCGCCAGUGAAACAGCGUGGUUAUCAGCCAAUGUCAUGACACACGUGUCUUCCCCUUCCUCUCCCCGCCUCUACACGAUCUAGGAGACGACCGCCAACGGUGUAUAACACCCUGCUAGCGGCGGCCGCUACGGGCGUGUACACAAAGGCUCAGGACUAUCUCACGUCUAUAGUGUGGUCGCAGCUUUUCUGAGAAAGAGCGCAUUGUGGCCAUUUACAUAGUCGUCAAGGAAGUGUAUUUGCAGAGACAGAGAGGUCGUUCGACGCUUAGCCUGGGGCGAUGCGUCGCUGGCUCUGGCUGGCACUCAGAAGACGCUCGCACCGUCGAGGCACAGUUGGCGUUCGCGAGUUUAAAUGGCCGGGAAGAGUGCUCGUCAGGAAAUUGAAGACUUCAUGGCUCGAGUGGUUGCGGAGAAAUCCACUUAUUCAGUGAUCAGUUCAUUCACAAAACAUUUCAUUGAUCCAAGCUUCUGUGACACUGAUGAUAUGUGUCAGCCUUUGUGCAGACUGUUUCUUUGUCUCGAGGGUGCAUCGUUUCAUUAACGGGGUUUGAGGCCCACAUUUCGCGUUAUGUUCUCCGUGUUUUCCUAUGUCAUGUGAAUGCACCGAUCACGAUGCGCCGCUGUUAUUUUUUUUUUUUGAAGAUAAUUAAUAGCGUGAAGUGUGCGCUAUGCAGACGCUGCACCGGCCUAAAAUUCGAAUACCGGUUCUCAUUCGUUACUAUCACCUAGUCUAAUUAUAUUGAUUGGGUUCAUUUCGUCCGAGGAAGAGAAUGAGGCAACAAAAUACACGGAAACAAAGAGAAGUUAGUCAGUUCCCAAACCGGCUGGCUUUUCUGGGCUGGUGAAACGGGUAAGAGAAAUAAAAAAUGAUAGAAGAGACAUGUUCGUCCCAAAAAACUUUUAAGAAACAUACUAGCCACCGAGUGGGGGACCUUAUCGAAGAUUUAUGCUUACGAAGUUUGAGGUCGCAUUACAUAAUCAGCCAUGACUUUGUACAUGACAAUGACAUUUCUAUUCAGAGAAUCCCCAUUCGUGAAAUCAACCCCAAUAAGAGCGCGGGCACUUUCAAAAACUGAAAUGCAGUUUUAUCGAAGCGAAAGUUCAAGCGUUCAUUUCAUCCAGUUCAAACUGAUAUAAAGUGAAUGCAGCCGGAAAUUUUCUGGUCUCUCGUAAUGCUGGUGAUGAAUACAUUAAUUUCAAUGAGACAAAGCAUGUGUUUCACAAUACCUGCGUUACUUAUAGCAAACGCAGCAUUCAGACCACAGGCUGAUUUUUUUUUUAUAUUUGGACAUGGGCAUAGCGAGCAAUGUUGUCAAACGACAUUCGUAGUCACACCGCAUAGGAAGCAGCAAGUAGGCAUAGGUUCAAAGACUACAAUGCCGAAUUCACAAAGCCCUCCGUUCACAUGCGCUCUUUGUCACUGGUUCACCACCUUCGCUAUAAUGCCCAGCGUAGUCAUUGGCUUUUUUAAACAGGAAAGUGUUUCAAGACUUCACAGACGUCAUUUCCGUCACGGAAGCGACGUCGGUAACAUGCACGCGAACAAUAACCAAGAAACAGUCGCCUUCCCCCACAAAAAAAAA
Rhipicephalus microplus (southern cattle tick) is the source of this 4424-nucleotide messenger RNA. Its product is annotated as relaxin receptor 1. Gene Ontology annotation, cellular component: plasma membrane. Gene Ontology annotation, molecular function: G protein-coupled peptide receptor activity; protein binding. The record is from RefSeq and is a predicted model, not a curated record. Gene Ontology annotation, biological process: adenylate cyclase-activating G protein-coupled receptor signaling pathway; activation of adenylate cyclase activity; hormone-mediated signaling pathway. NCBI's taxonomy places the organism in Eukaryota, Metazoa, Arthropoda, Arachnida, Ixodida, Ixodidae.